CCGGCGGCGUGCGUGUUGUUGUGCGGCGGCGGCAAGAUGGCGGCGCACGGGGGCUCGGCGGCCUCCGCGGCGCUGAAAGGGUUAAUCCAGCAGUUCACCGCCAUCACGGGUGCCAGUGAAAGCGUGGGAAAACAUAUGCUUGAAGCAUGCAACAACAACCUGGAGAUGGCUGUCACCAUGUUUCUGGAUGGUGGAGGCAUAGCAGAGGAGCCCAGCACCAGCUCUGCAGCAGUGUCUGCAGUUCGACCACACACCGAGGAUGAAGUACGAGCUCCAAUUCCACAGAAACAGGAAAUUUUAGUAGAGCCUGAGCCCUUGUUUGGAGCUCCUAAAAGACGCAGACCUGCACGUUCAAUAUUUGACGGCUUUCGGGAUUUUCAAACAGAAACCAUUCGACAGGAACAGGAGCUACGGAAUGGAGGAGCAGUAGAUAAGAAACUCACUACCUUAGCAGACCUCUUCAGGCCUCCCAUUGAUCUGAUGCACAAAGGCAGCUUUGAGACGGCCAAAGAGUGUGGUCAGAUGCAGAACAAAUGGCUCAUGAUAAACAUUCAGAACGUGCAAGAUUUUGCUUGCCAGUGUCUGAACCGCGAUGUUUGGAGCAAUGAGGCUGUGAAGAACAUCAUCCGGGAACACUUCAUUUUUUGGCAGGUGUAUCACGACAGUGAGGAGGGGCAGAGGUACAUACAGUUUUAUAAGUUAGCAGACUUCCCUUAUGUCUCCAUCCUGGAUCCCAGGACAGGCCAGAAACUAGUGGAGUGGCACCAGUUGGACGUGACGUCUUUCUUGGACCAAGUGACCGGGUUCCUGAGUGAGCACGGGCAGCUGGAUGGGCAUUCUACCAACCCUCCCCAGAAAUGCUCCCGUUCGGAGAGCCUCAUUGAUGCCAGUGAGGACAGCCAGCUGGAAGCUGCCAUCAGAGCUUCGUUACAGGAGACACAUUUUGAUUCCUCACAAGCCAAGCAGGAGAGUCGAUCAGAUGAGGAAUCUGAGUCAGAGCUUUUUUCUGGAAGUGAAGAGUUCAUUUCUGUUUGUGGAUCUGAGGAGGAGGAGGAAUCGGAGAAUCCUGCCAAGUUGAGGAAGUCUCCACACAAGGACUUGGGGUAUAAAAAAGAGGAGAUCCGGAGGCCUCAGCCUGAACCCCCUGCAAGGACUGAGCCUGGGACAACAUCAAAUCAUAGAGUACUGCCCUGCAUUGAUGCAGGGGUAGCGGAGGAGCCAGCUGACAAGCCUGGAAGUACGUUGCAGGGCCUAGAUGUGAAUGGACCAAAGGCACAGCUGAUGCUAAGGUAUCCAGAUGGAAAGAGAGAACAAAUUUCACUGCCUGAACAAGCUAAACUUCUGGCUCUUGUGAAACAUGUCCAGUCAAAAGGAUACCCCAAUGAACGCUUUGAACUCCUCACCAACUUCCCUCGAAGGAAACUCUCUCACCUGGACUAUGAGAUCACAUUACAGGAGGCAGGCCUGUGUCCUCAAGAGACUGUCUUUGUGCAGGAGAGGAAUUAGCACCGUGGCCUGAGUUCUCCCAGCCUUCCUCCCCUCUCCUCUUUGCCUAGGACACCAACUCCUUGAUAUGCAGUUGAGGGUCAUAGGAUUGCAGUGCUGAAAUCAGGCAGGCAGUUGUCUUGCCCUUCUUUCUCUUCUCCCCUUCUGCUCUAGCAACAAUUGAGCGUGUUUGGAGUUCUGUUUUUGUUCUCAGAUUGGGCCCUGCAGAGAGCAUUGGGAAGAACGUCUUUCCUUUGUUUUCAUGGGGUAAAGUAGAACGGUGAUCUAUGUAUGUAUCCAGUGUGCUGGGACUUGGAGUGGCCAUAAUACACACACCCUUCUCACUGCUAUUCCUCAUUCCAUUUCAUUUAAUUUAUAUUUGAAAAUACAGUGUGAUAAGGCACUGAGUCACCUCUCUAUAAGGAGAGAGUGUUAUCUUUAGUACGAUCUUUCCUUUGAUUCUCUAUGUGAAGGGUCUCCAUUAACCUUACAGCCUUCUUAAGGGGAUUUGCUUACCUAGCAGUCUGCUGAAACUUACUUUGGGAAGGAGUUGAGGAGCUGUGGCACGAUGCUCUGUCCCUACCUAAUGGGCUACUGGGCUGCAUGUAUGCUUUCAUCAUCCUUUAAAUGCUGCCAGUGAACGCAGGUUUUGUUGUUGUUUAUGAAAAAAACAAGGAUCUCACCCUCCAAAACAAAAAAAGACUUGAAAAGCUGUGUCUACUGUUGCAGCAGCACCGACUCCUCCCUGCAAGGAGGGGGUUAUUGUCUGUUUUCUCCCUUUUUUAUUUGCUUUCGGGAUUUUACAGCUGACAAUAGAAGGUGGCGUGGUUCCAUGAUUGGGUAAAGAUGUUGGGAGGGUGGAAAACGUGUAGUAAACAUGACAAGUAGUUGGCUUUUUUCCCUCCCUCUCUGUAUGUCACUGCUGCACCAAGGGUGAUUAAUUUAUUAGUGGUUUUAGAGCACAGACUUCAGUUGGGCAGGACAGCAAGUUCUAGGCAGGGUUCCUGUCAUUAAUUCAAACCAUAAAUAGCCUUGUCAAAACUGUGGAAGGAAUUAGGGCUUUAUAAAAGACUUCAUAGCCUGGUGGCAGCUCCAGGCUGCUAUUGUAAUCUUAAUCUGCUGUCAUUUACCACUAAAUCUGGAAGGAUGUAUUGAAAACUACUCCUUUAUUUGUGUUUUCAUUUCAGCUAUGAGAGCUGGCAGCAGGAUUCAUACAGGCACAUCCUGUGUGUACACUGAGUGUCUCACCUAGGCACGGAGCUGUUUGUCACUUGUUGGUACAGUAUAGGUUACAGGAAACAACAGUCAGUUACCACUGCCAUCUGUGUGAUGGAUGUUCAGUCUGUUUAUUAACAAUUAAGAAUCCAAUUUAGCAUUUUUUGUCAGGGUGGAAGCAGGAAUAUGAGACCUGCUGUAGCUGUUUCUGUAACUGUCAGAUGAUUGUACAUGUGACUUCAGUGGCCAGAAGUGUUCUAUAGCCUGAAACUUUUCAAGAUAUUUUUGCGUUUAAUUUCAUAGCAGCCUUCUGAAUCUUUAAAUAGAGAAAGCCAUAGAGGAUGUCUUGUGUUCCCCAUGAUAUAAUCAUAUGGUUGUAUAAAUUUGUUUUCCUUCUGCAUCAACACCUUUGCAUUCCACUGCAGGGUACAGUGUCAUGAAAACAGGAUCUGAUGACAUUUUCCUGAUCAGCGAGCGAUGUGACAUCAGAUGCCAGUUUUGGUUUGUAAAGAGCUGCUUUCACAGAGGCUGUUUUGCAGCAUUAAAAGGUGAAUGACAGGGUCUGCAGAAGAGUGAGAGUGUUGGUGUUUGGCCUCUGGAGCAGCAGCAGCACUUCUAAACUGAAAGAUACCUGUAGUACUUCUAGGGUAUCCAAAUUCUUGUCUCAAACGUUGGCAUAGGAGAGUAGGGCAGAAGGAAACCCAUUCUGUGCAAGUAUGAUACUUCAAGUUAGGAAACUUCAGCUCUCCAGUUGAAAUAUCUUUCUCUGGUGUUUGUUACCUUGAAACUUGCUGCCUCCUCAUCAAUGGUUUGUUGCAAGGAAAUGAAGGUGGGCUGCCAGCAGGAAACAGUUCCUGACAUCAGCACGAUGUUCUUGUCCCUCAGGCAGGCUGAGAUGGGAGUGUGUUGAGUUUUCUUGCUCUUCUGUUGCUGCCUGCCUGUGUACAGCAGGGAGCCUUUGCACUUCCACUCGUGUCUCUCAAGCUGUGGCUGGCUGGAUCUCAGUACUGGCCAGGGUGGGGUUUGCAUCUGUUCUGAGCACACUGUUCCACAUCAGCUUUCCUAGUAGUGAACUUAAACAUACAAAACUGACUCUGUUGUUUCAGUCCUAUGCCUGUUUCAUUGGUAGCUUCUCUUCUGACCCUCCUCCCCAGUUUUUCUAAUGUACAUGGGGCUAGGCUGAGGCUUCAGCAAUUAGAUGUAAAAGAUAACUAACAGCUGCAUCAGCAGUGGGAAAGAGGGAAAACCGCAUUGCAGGCAGGAGCACAAGCUUUAGUUCUGUUGCUGGAGACCAGCAUGGCCCCAUAUUAUGAGCCUCCCAUUCUGACUAGAAGCUGUGGAGCUGACACAGCUUUCUUUAAUCUGUGCUUAGCUAUAGGAUCAUGCUGUCAGAUCCAAAACACGAAGGUUCUGGGUUAGCUUCUCAUCGCUUUUCUUAUGCCAGGAGCAGUUCAGUCAUCUCAGAAGGAACCAGAAGUCACACUUGGCUGUGGCAGGGUUUUUUCCUGAGCCGUCAAGACUGAAAGUCUUUUGUUUCAUUUCUUGUCUUUUUCUUUCUGUUUCUUGGCUUUUUAUCAGCAAAUAGCAGUUCUUUUAUAACUGAUCAGGAAAUGAAGAAUGCGGGGGAAAAAAGAAACUACAUUAAAAAUGGGAUUUUUCUUUCAGAUAUGGACUCAGAAUUAUAUUGUGAUAGUUCCUACUCAUUUCUUCUGUUCCAAGAAAUAAUGAGCUGAUCUGUUGUUCAGUUUCUUUGUUUCUCUGGCAUGCUGGGGUUUUAGUUUUCUUUUGCUUUGCUCUGUGAGCUGGAGGCAGAGAGAAAAGGUCUUGAAGGGAUAAGUGUCCCUUUGCAUGCCUCUUCUCCUCAUUCCUCUCCCUUUUUUCCCCCUUAUUCUCACCCCAGUAAAAACAACCACAGCUCACAUCAUCCAGCUUUUCUCUGCUGGUGAAAGCUACGAAGAAACAGCACCAACCAGGGUCCAGCUCCUCAGGGUUUCAUUCAGAGCUCUUUGGAGUUUGAAGGAGCAUGUUUUGCUGGCCUGAAGAAUGUGGCUGAAUGUAUUAACUAAGCUAAGCACGCAACAGCUUGUGACUGGGAAGGUGUAAGCCACCUGGGCUCGAUUUAGAAAGAGCCUCGGUCAUGGUUGCUUCUGAAUGUUAAGUUUGAAGCUCAAAUUGCUUUUGGCAAGGCUGCAAAAAAACACCUUGAAUCCCUAAUUGCAAAAUAAGCUGAAGUUGGGAGGACAAAGCAGAUCAUCCCUCAGUGUCUGUGGUUUGCAGUGUUGUUUGGCCAGUUUGUGUGUGUUAAAAGGACUGCCAUGAGCAGAGGUGCACUUAGACUGUGGAAGGCUUUUGUGGGUAGGGAGCUGAAAAGAGCUAACGUGCUUCAAGCUGCAGCUUCUUGCUGCUUGCAGUGAAGCCUUUGCAUGUGCUCUUCAUCCAGCUUGUUUUUUGUUUUGAUGUUUACAGUCUAACUGGCUUAGUUUUACAGUCACAACCAGAAACAGAGCACUUACCAGCUGUACCUGGCUUUCUUUGCCAGUUGCUGUCAGCACAUUUUUUUGUUGCCUUCCCACUCACAGACCUCCAAAGGUCCAGGGAAGGAUUUUGGCUCUUCCUAAAGGUACCUGCUCUCAGCUAGGCUGACCAUCCAGCUUCAACCCUGGUACAUUCCCUCCUGGAGGAAAUAGGGCAUCUGAAGGCUGUGUCACAGGUUGCUGGGCAUGCCUGCGUUGUUUUCAUUAGGCUUUUAACCAUGGUCUGUGAUUUUAUAUUUCUGACUUUUAUGGACUGAAUAACGUCAUGCUUCCUGGUGAAGAAUCUGAUAAGCUGACCACCUUGGUAUUGAAAGUGUGUGUGUGUAGUAGUUUUGUAAAACAGAGCAAUCUACAGAAGGGUGGCCGUUUUGGUUAUGCACCAGCUCACCAAAUUAACUGAUUAAUUAACUGAAUCAGUGUCAGUGUACGUGGUCCUUUGCACCAAGUCAUCCCAGCUUCUACAUUUAUGGGUGCUGUAGUUUGUACGCAUGCUGUUGUCAGAAACUGGCAGCUGGUGUUAGCACUUAAUGAAUAAACCUCACUGCUGGUUAGCACUUAAUGAAUAAACCUCACUGCUGAAGGGUUCUCAGAUAGGCUUCUUAGAAGACUACCAUGCAGUUGUGUGCUUUACUGCUUGUCCUGCCUUCUGACUGUUCAAAACGUCUUGCCUGAAGUACAUCUGAGUUAGUGGGAACGAAAUAGAAAAGGUUAAUUCUGAGAAUGGGGGAACUCCUUGUCUGCUGGCUGGGAUGCUCUGUCCUGACUCACUCAGUUUGUUCUCACUGAGGGCUGGACCAUAGGGUUGGGUUGCAAGAACUCAAGAGCAACAAGGCUCCACCCCUUGUGGGGCAGGAAAGCACCAUCAUCCCUUCAGCUGCAUUUUGACAGCUGGUGAAUGCUGACACGAACAGGCAAAAUGCAUCUGAUGUUUUUCCAAACCAUGUGGGUCUCUGUUAUCUGCCUUUGGGUGGGAAAGUCCCUGUGGGUGGGAGGAUGCGUGUCAUUUAAGGAACUUGAAGUAACGACUUGUUACUGCUUUCUUUUUGUUGCAGCUUUGUCCUUGUUUAAUCCCUUUGUAAUCAAGCUGGUAAUAAGGAAUAGCCCCGUAUGCCAAAGAGAGGAGAGGUAGCUGAAAUCUGGGUGGACAGCAAGGAGUGUUGUGAAGACUGGUAUGCCUUGUCCAGCUGUUUCUCAACAGGAACGGUUUUCUGUAGGUGGAGUAGCUUUUGUCCUAAAUAUGAUGCAAAACUGACAUUCUGAGCCCUGUAUUGGCCGUCUGUGUUGUUGGAAAUUCAUGUGGCUGCAUUUAGAGUCAGCCUAGAAACAUUUCAGUGAUGGCUGUUAAGGUCUACACAAGCUGUAGCCUGUUGUUUUGUGAGGGCAGCUUCGCAGGGGCUGUCUCUGAAAGCAAGAUCUCGCUGCAUCCUGUUGCCUGCUCCCAAGCCUGGAGGUUAAUGGAUUCCCUUUCUGUGCUGUGCUGCAAGAUGACUUUUAAUCUCAUCUCCUCUUGCCCGUGAGGUGCUUAGUGUCUGUCCCCUUCCCGUAAAUAGAGCCAUAUGUAUAUACGUGUAUAUACACACACAUACUUGUACUUGGAGGAUGUGGCACUUAACAUGAGUGCCUCGGCUUGCCUCAGUUUGAUCUUCUGUUUGACACCGGUGUGUUAUGAAUAGCUGCAGAAGUUUGGGGUUUGGUCACUGAUGACUGUGAGUGUCUGCAGUGCAAAGAAGAGCGAUUUUGUAUCUACUUGUGAAAUGGUGCUGAGAUUUUAGGGAGCAGCAGAGCUGGAGAGGAAGGAGGUGGAGCAGGGGGACGAGGUGCUAUUUUAUAGAGCAGCUUGAUAUGAAACCAGUCUGUGUAAAGCACGCCUCAGAGGCACAGUGUCUGAUUGGAGACACUGGGCUGUACAGCAGAUGACUUUCUUAGCAAGGCUGUGUCCUCUCCUGGCUGAACUUAGUUUCCAAAUUUGGGCUUUGCCUGCCGGUUUUUACACUCGUCACUUUUUCCUUCAAUGAUGCAACUUCAGUGCUGGAAGAGGGAGAGAAUUCAUUGGGGUGAUUUCAGCUCACUGUGCUGGGAGGGACCAAACUCAAGGAAACCUCUGAUCUAUAUACACAACUGCUGCAUUUUUUAUAAAUAUAUGUAAAUGUCCUAUUGUAAUAUUUGAUCCUGGAAAUAAAACAAACUGUUUUCACUAGA
This is a messenger RNA of Coturnix japonica (Japanese quail), 7433 nucleotides long. It is a transcript of the gene UBXN7, whose product is annotated as UBX domain protein 7. Gene Ontology annotation, cellular component: nucleus. The record is from RefSeq and is a predicted model, not a curated record. Gene Ontology annotation, biological process: proteasome-mediated ubiquitin-dependent protein catabolic process. Gene Ontology annotation, molecular function: ubiquitin binding. NCBI's taxonomy places the organism in Eukaryota, Metazoa, Chordata, Aves, Galliformes, Phasianidae.